Eleginops maclovinus (Patagonian blennie) is the source of this 1830-nucleotide messenger RNA. RefSeq names its product keratin, type I cytoskeletal 13-like. The coding region runs from base 77 to 1408 and encodes 443 amino acids. Lineage: Eukaryota; Metazoa; Chordata; Actinopteri; Perciformes; Eleginopidae. Gene Ontology annotation, molecular function: structural molecule activity. Gene Ontology annotation, cellular component: cytoskeleton. The transcript is spliced from 8 exons. The record is from RefSeq and is a predicted model, not a curated record.
GCUGCCUUAACAGCAUCUCCUCCCGGGUUAGACAAGUCGAAGUGAACGCUGCACCUGAGUCAGAACAGAAGUCACAAUGGCCACUUAUCGCACUGGGUUUAGUAGUUCUUCCAUGUCCAAUAUGAGGACUGGCUCCAGCAGGGGGUCUAGGAGCGUGUAUGGCGGUGCAGAUGGUAGAAGUGUCCGCGUGUCCUACGCCUCCAACGGGCUCGGCGCUGGUUUUGACUUGGCAGGUGCACUCGGAGGCGGCGGAGGCGGCGGGAGCAGUAUGGGCAUUGGUGGCAGCGAGAAGCAAACCAUGCAGAACCUCAAUGACCGCCUGGCCACCUACCUAGAGAAGGUGCGCGCUCUGGAGUCCGCCAAUGCGCAGCUGGAGCUUCAAAUCCGCGAGUGGAUGGCUAAGCAAGCCCCCAGUACCAGGGACUACAGCAAAUACCAGAUAAUCAUCGAGGACCUGCGCAAAAAGAUUUAUGAUGCUUCCCUAGACAAUGCCAGGCUGAUGCUGCAGAUUGACAAUGCCAGACUGGCAGCAGAGGAUUUCAGAAUCAAGUAUGAGAAUGAGCUUGCAGUGCGUAUGUCAGUGGAGGCGGACAUCAUGGGACUGCGUAAGGUUCUGGAUGAUCUGACCAUGGCACGGUCUGACCUGGAGAUGCAGGUGGAGGGACUGAAGGAGGAGCUGGUCUACCUGAGAAAGAACCAUGAGGAGGAGAUGGCAGCAAUGAGAGGCCAGGUUGGUUCCAGCUCUGUGAACGUGGAGGUGGACGCCGGGCCUCAGGAGGACAUGACCAGGAUCAUGGAUCAGAUCAGAAGCCAGUAUGAGGGCAUCGCUGAGAAGAACCGCCGUGAAAUGGAGGCCUGGUACAAGGGCAAGUUUGACGAACUCAACAAGCAGGUUGCAGCCAGCACAGAGACCCUUCAGACCUCCCGCACUGAGAUCAACGACCUGAAGAGGACCCUGCAGGCCCUGCAGAUUGAGCUGCAGUCCCAGAAUAGCCUGAAAUCCGCUUUGGAGGGCCAGCUUUCAGAGACCGAGAAUCGCUACAGCCAGCAGCUGAGCCAGCUCCAGAACAUGGUCUACUCCCUGGAGAACGAACUCCAGGAGAUGAGGAAGGACAUUGAGAGGCAGUCCAACGAAUACCAGAUUCUGCUUGACAUCAAGACCAGGCUGGAGAUGGAGAUCGCCGAGUACAGGAGACUGUUGGAUGGAGAGGAUGUAGGAAUAUCUUCCAGUAGAUCUUCAAGUCAAUCUUCCCAAAAAACUGUGACAAUCAAAGAAGUUGUCAAAAAACAGGAAGUCGUAGCUAAACCAGUCAUAACCAAAAGGACAAGGGUGAUGAUUGAGGAGAUUGUUGAUGGAAAAGUGGUCUCACGCACAGAAGAUGUGAGCGAAGCGCUUGAGUCAUGCUAGAUGGGGGUCGAAUUUUACCCAUCUGAUGUCUCUCCCACUUGAAGACUUCUAAAAUCUGCUAUGUUUUUGUUAUAUCAAAGUCUGAAACAACAUUGCAUAUUCUUUAUAUCUCUCUCCAAAAAGGUGUGCAGGAAUUAAUAAUUUGAUUUAUUGUCAGGAAAUAUUUAUUCUGAAGCAUUGUCUGAGCGAUGGAAAAGGUCAAUAGAAAAUGCUUGUGCAUUUAAGCUCAUGUAAAAUAUUGUUUCAAAAUGGAUCACUCAGGUGCAAUCACAAAAAGGAAAUCCGACCAUUGCCAAAGUGUUUGCCAAUCUCUGUGAUAUUAAGAUUGUUCUCAAUUAGCACCACUCGUCCCAUACAUCUUGUGUAAAAUCUAUUGUGUUAGGGAUAUUUUCAAUUUCCGAAUAAACAUCUUUCUUCCAUUA